GACAUUGGUUUUUAUUUCUUUUUCUCUUUCGCUCUCUUUCUCUCUCUCUUAUGGAAAAUAAAGUAGGAUCGACAGUGCCUUAUUUUUUUACAAGAGCAGAAUUAGCUCAGAUACAUCAAGAUGUGCUUGACAACAAACCCAAUGCAAAGAAAUUGAUUGUCGUAGAAAACAAAGUCUAUGAUAUUACUGAAUUUAUCGUUGAUCAUCCUGGUGGUGAACGUGUUAUCAAGACACAAGUUGGAAGGGAUGCUACAGAUGUCUUUAAAGAAAUGCAUCCUCCUUCUGCUUAUGAAUUGCUGGCCAAUCUUUAUGUUGGUGAUGUGGAGCCCAAGAUGAUGAAGAACAGCAAAGCAGCUGCAUUUGCUCAAGAGAUCCGUGACCUUCGUUUACGACUUGAAAAAGAAGGCUUAUUUGAGGCGAGUACAAGUUACUAUGUUUAUAAGGUGUUGUCCACGGUGCUUGUUUGUGUUGUAGGACUGGUCAUUCUUCAGCUUUGGGGUAAAACAUCGACACUUGCUGUUGUUAUCUCAGCUGUCAUUGUGGGUCUGUUUUGGCAGCAAUGCGGAUGGCUGGCUCAUGAUUUCGCUCAUUAUCAGGUUAUCAAAGACCCUCAUCUCAACAAUCUUUUCUUGCACCAAUGUGUCGGGGAGGAUCCUGAUAUUGACACUGCGCCUAUUCUUUUAUGGGAUGAAUUUGCAGCAGCCAAUUUUUAUGGCUCUUUGAGUAACUCUGGCUAUGAUAAAUUCCUUGCAGAGCAUGUCCUACCCUUUCAAACUCGAUACUAUUUUUUUAUCUUGGCAUUUGCACGUACCUCUUGGGCCUUUCAAUCCCUCAAAUAUUCUUUCAAAAAUGAGAGUCUGACCAAAUCCAAAGUAUUGUCUUGGUGUGAGCGUUUGUUUCUGAUGAUCCAUUGGGUCUUUUUCUCUUCUUGCGCCCUUGCUUGGAUAGACAGUUGGAGGAACGUAGCCCUGUUUUUUAUUAUCAGCCAAAUGACAGCGGGCUAUUUGCUUGCUUUGGUGUUUGCCAUGAACCAUAAUGGUAUGCCUAUUCUUUCUUCAGCACAAGCUUCAGCCACAGAGUUUUAUGAACUCCAGGUGAUUACGGGUCGAGAUGUGACUUCUACAGCGUUCGGCGAUUGGCUUAUGGGUGGACUUAACUAUCAAAUUGAACAUCAUGUGUUUCCUGAAAUGCCACGUCAUCAAUUGCCUCUUGUCAAACCUAUGGUUAAGCAACUGGCUCAAAAGUAUGAUAUUCGAUAUCAUGAUACUAGUUUUCUAGGUGGCACAUUUGAAGUCUUGAAAACAUUGGAUAUUAUUCAAAGACUUUCUUUAAGACUGAGUAAAAAAGUAUAUUAGUGCGGAAUUACUUUGAAAGGGAAUAUUAUUUUUAGCCGUUUUGUUUGUGUUGAAUGUUCCAGAGCGAUUGAGGCUCUC
Molecule: messenger RNA, 1433 nt
Organism: Gilbertella persicaria
Lineage: Eukaryota; Fungi; Mucoromycota; Mucoromycetes; Mucorales; Choanephoraceae
Product: delta-6 fatty acid desaturase
Exons: 5
Coding region: 51-1355 (434 amino acids)
Biological process (GO): lipid metabolic process
Cellular component (GO): membrane
Molecular function (GO): oxidoreductase activity, acting on paired donors, with oxidation of a pair of donors resulting in the reduction of molecular oxygen to two molecules of water; heme binding
Source: RefSeq, a predicted model, not a curated record